UAUUUUUAUUCUUCCACAUAGGCACCACAGAUUAAGCAAACUUUAUAGUAGCCUAUCCUGAUUCGAAUAAGAACGUUACAAUUAGAUGCGUUGUAAUAUCAUAACUGUUUUGUAAAUAACGAUUUCUGCCGCAAACGUACACUGUUGGCUAAUGUUUACCUAAGUUUGAUAGCUAACGUUAACAGCAUACUUAGUAACAGGCUAAAAGUAUUAACUUUUACACAAACUCUAGAUUCGCUCUGAAAUAAUAUGACUAUCCACUAUCCAUUGUCAAGCCAUAAAUCGACAGGGGUAAUGUAGGCUAGGCUACUGAACGCAGCAUGGAAGGAACAACCAUUGAAGUUUGUGGAGUGCCUGAUAGCCUUCCCCCCGACCGGAUUGUGGACAAGCUCACAAUCCACUUUUUACGACCGAGACAUGGGGGCGGGGAGGUUCUGAAAGUAAUUUAUCCCACCUCCACAAAAGGGCAAGCCUUUGUCGUAUUCGAGCUCGGUGAAGUGGCGGCCCAGGUUGCACAUUUGAAGCAGACCUUGGACAUGGGCCUAUCUGAGCAGUUUCCCCUGAAGGUUAAGAUUAUAGACCGGUCUGAGGUGGACCUACCUGUUCAGGCCAUGUUGGACCUGUCCAUGUUCCCUGACCAGAGUGAAGUCCAUCAUCUCCUGAAGAAGCACAACUUUAAGGUGACUCAGGCCAGCUCCAGUCCCGGCAAGACGGUGCUGCUGGAGGGGACUUUCCUGAGCCUGCGUGCGGUCCGUGCCCAGCUCCAGAAACAGCUGCAGGAGCCGCUCAGGCACCACACUGGGCAUCACGCCAAUGGAGACCGUCCUUUGUCGCCCUUAGAUGGCAUCGUCUCAGGUGCGCUCCCCGAACACUCAUCCAGAACGCUGCCCCACUUGAACGGGUCACAUGGUUACAUGAGUGAGCGGCCGUUUAACAGCUCACAGGACCAUCUGAGCCCAAGUAGCUUGUCAGUUAGCAGGAGCCCGACAGGGUUAGAUAGCUCUUCCUCUAACUCAGAGCAGUCGCUUUCGUCAUAUUAUCUCUCGCGGGAUGGGAGGUCUUCUCGAAACCCAAGCUAUUUUCUGCAGGAUUCGGGAGCUCCUCAAAGCUUACCCAUCUUUCCAAGCGACAAUUUGACAACCAAACCACCACUGCAGCGGGAGACAUCGUCAACAAGGGAGACCACCCUUGUGGUGGAUACAGAUGUGUUUUGCUAUACCUGGAGCUUCAGAAAAGACUAUGCAGACACCAUACUUAAAAAAUAUGCCAUAGAAUGUAGAACAGAUGGGAAUUCAGAGGUAAAAAACCUUACUCUGAAGGGUAGAGAGUGUGAGAGAGCCAAGCAGGAGCUGGGUGGUCUAUUCGAGAGCGUUUCCUUGUCAUUAUGCACCCAAGAGAUACCUUUGUCUGGACUCAGUCAUCCGAUGAGAUCACAAAUUGCCAAACAGAUCCAGAAAUAUAAAGAUAUAUUUAAAGUGAUAGUCAGACAAACGGAGAAGUCAAUCGUAAUCAUCGGAUCUUCCUCAGAGAGCUAUGAGAUGAAGCAGCGAGUUUUAGGAGAACCUGUAGGCUUACCAGCGUCUGGACGUACAGGCCGAGACACUGAACGAGGGCCAAGAACUCGGCGUAGUUCAUCCUUGCCCAAACAGCAGAAGUUAAGGUAUGACCAGGACAGUAGAACAAGGCUGGACUCUGCUGGGCCUCAGACCUAUUCUCCGUCACAUUACCAGGACAGUAAGCACCAUGAAGAAGCGGCCAUGGCAAGGUCACGCAGUAGAACCAGCUCAGAGAGCAGAGAGAGGACAGUGGCCCAGAGGCCUGUUCCCAAUGCACAACAGGAGCCUAUGUCGCCCUCUAGAGGGCGACAAUUACCAUUAAUGAAGAAACCACUACAUUUUUUAGAAAGAAAUGCAGCGUCACUUAAAAGCAAAUUUACCAAGCAAAAAUAGUCUCAGAUUCUCAGUCUAACUUCUGUUUCGCACUACAAAAUUUGACAAGCUACUAGUAACAGCUUGUAAUUAUGACUUUACAUUAAUGACAAAUAACAUGUUGCUCAUACUCAAGUAGUUUUCAUAAUUACUAUUAAAUGCCAUUGUCAGGUUGAAUACAUUGCCUAUUAAUUUUGCCUGUAUAAAUUAAUCACAUAAAAUAUGCACACUGGAUUGGAUCUCAUUUCUGGGUUUUUUCAAUUUGCACCUCUUUAAUAGGGGCAUAGGGUCAAAUCAUGGAGGUAAUAUCUAUUUUGAUUAUUUAUUAAUUUAUUAUGGAAGGCUUGUCUGUUUUGACUGAAGGUGCUUUGUAUGGCCUGUAUAGACUUUUUGGAUGUCUGAUUUAAAAAGUGUUUUUUUUUUUUUCUUUU
Messenger RNA from Alosa alosa (allis shad), 2359 nucleotides. RefSeq lists its product as uncharacterized. The record is from RefSeq and is a predicted model, not a curated record. The transcript has 4 exons. The coding region runs from base 321 to 1949 and encodes 542 amino acids. NCBI's taxonomy places the organism in Eukaryota, Metazoa, Chordata, Actinopteri, Clupeiformes, Clupeidae.